This is a messenger RNA of Mytilus trossulus (common blue mussel), 1524 nucleotides long. RefSeq names its product collagen alpha-1(XII) chain-like. The record is from RefSeq and is a predicted model, not a curated record. The coding region runs from base 240 to 1505 and encodes 421 amino acids. The transcript is spliced from 7 exons. Lineage: Eukaryota; Metazoa; Mollusca; Bivalvia; Mytilida; Mytilidae.
UCAAUUUCAAUGUACAAAGCUUGUCGUAAUUAUACCGUUUUGCAUUAUCAUUACUAAACUAUUUGCAAUCAACUGUUAAGGAAAUCAUACACCAGCGCAGGGAUGUUAUAAAUUUUACACGUGGGCUAUAAAUGAAAUUUUAUUAUUGUUUCUCAUGUUAAUAAUCCAUUGUAUAAAAUUCCCGUAAACAAUCUGAGUAAGGAGUACUGGAACAUAACGAUACAGCCAGACAUCGAAGUAUGAAUUUGAAGAAUUUUGGUUUAUUGCUUCAGUUCACAGUUUGCUUGUUUCAGACAUUUAUCAAUGGACAACAGUAUAAAGAAUGUGGCGGCAAGCCAGCAGAUAUCAUGUUUGCUCUGGAUUCGUCUGCCAGCAUUCCGUUCAAGGAUUUCCAAAAAGAAAUAAACUUUACACAAAACUUAAUAAAAAUAUUUGAUAUUGGUUCAGACAAAACUCGAGUUGGGCUAGUUACAUUCAGUACAACAGUUGUCCCAGUACUCCGUGUGGGAGAGUUUGAAACUAAAGCCGAGAUAUUAGAAAAGACAAACGGGAUACAGUUUCAAGGAGGUAACACCAAUACUGCUGAAGCUCUAAGUUACAUUAGAAAGAAAGGUUUCAAGGCCACCGAGUCUAUAGGUCGACCUAAGAUAGCUAUAAUAUUGACCGAUGGUCAGUCAAAUGACGUAGUACGGACAAUAACGGAAGCUGCCAAGACAAAGACAGAUGGAAUAGCUGUAUUUGUCAUUGGAAUAGGCUCUCAGGUAGAUGAAAAGGAACUGGAAGCUAUUGCAACCAAACCAUUGUCACAUUAUAUGUUAAAGAUAGGAAACUUUGAUGCAUUGGACUCAAUCAAAGAUGAACUGGCAAUUAAAGCAUGUGAAGUUGUUCCCGUUACACCAGCGCCACCUACUGAGCCCAUGAUGAAUGAUGAUGAAGUACUGUACGGAGAAGGCACAUGUUCUCCUGCCAAACCUAUGAGUAUUGCAUACGCAGUGGAUACGUCAUCAAUUGGUGCUGAAAAUGCGUACUUUGUAAUGGUCCUGAUAAAUAGAAUUGCAUCGAGGCUCCGAAUGGACAAGCAACAAAUCAGCUUAAGUGUCUUGACAAGCUCGUGUGGCCUCCAGUCACAGGAUGGCGGACUCAUAGAUCAUGUUCAUGACCAAAAAUCGUUACAGAACAGUCUUGACACCAUGAUCUCAGCCUCGUUCCAGAGUUUACUUCGAGAUAUGAGACAGAAAAUCCAAUCGGACAAAGGUAUAAAGGUCGGUUUCAUCUUUCUAAGUCGACCCCUGAGCAAGGAAGAAUUCCACAAGUCUGAACUGGAAUCUAGAAGGGCUAAAUUUAAGAAAAUUCACAUAUUUGUAGUGGGGAUUGGAUCACGCUUGGAUGAGUCGCAAGCUGUUGGUUUGACAGUGGAAAAGAAUCAUUACAUGCAUACUGAUUCGUAUGAUACCCUGUACGAGCUGGAAGGGCCUAUCUUGUACCGCAUUUGUAAAUUAAAUUAACAUCCAAGUUAACAUUUGG